UCUUUCUCUCUCUCCCUAGCCGUCUCUCGUGCUCUCUUGUUGCUCUCUUCAACCCUCCCAUAUUUUUUAUAGUCUGGUUUUUGUGAGUAUUUACUGAUUUUUUUGUUUGAUUUUAGGAUCUGAUCUGAUAAAAAAAGAUGUUUGGGAGAACGCCAAAGAAAAGCGACAAUACUAAAUACUAUGAAAUAUUGGGAGUGCCCAAGAACGCUUCCCAAGAUGAUUUGAAGAAGGCUUAUAGAAAAGCUGCGAUUAAGAAUCAUCCUGAUAAGGGUGGUGAUCCUGAAAAGUUUAAAGAGUUGGCUCAAGCUUACGAGGUGCUGAGUGACCUGGAGAAGCGUGAGAUAUAUGAUCAGUAUGGGGAGGAUGCUCUUAAAGAAGGAAUGGGUGGAGGUGGUGGUGCUCAUGAUCCAUUUGAUAUCUUCCAAUCCUUCUUUGGUGGCAAUCCUUUUGGUGGUGGUAGCAGCCGAGGUCGAAGACAAAGAAGGGGAGAGGAUGUAGUCCAUCCCCUCAAGGUUUCUUUGGAAGAUCUCUAUAAUGGAACUUCCAAAAAGCUUUCACUUUCACGCAAUGUUAUUUGCUCCAAAUGCAAGGGUAAAGGGUCUAAGUCAGGUGCAUCGAUGAAAUGUUCUGGUUGCCAAGGUUCAGGAAUGAAAGUCUCCAUCAGGCACCUUGGUCCUUCCAUGAUCCAACAGAUGCAGCACCCUUGCAAUGAGUGUAAGGGUACCGGUGAAACCAUCAAUGACAAGGACCGCUGCCCACAGUGCAAAGGUGAUAAGGUUGUCCAAGAGAAGAAAGUAUUGGAGGUUAUUGUUGAAAAGGGUAUGCAGAAUGGACAGAGGAUUACUUUCCCCGGUGAAGCUGAUGAAGCUCCUGACACAGUCACUGGGGAUAUCGUCUUUGUCCUCCAACAGAAAGAUCAUUCAAAGUUUAAACGAAAGGGUGAUGACUUAAUUAUAGAACAUACAUUGACCCUUACCGAGGCACUCUGUGGCUUCCAAUUUAUCCUGACCCACCUUGAUGGCAGACAACUCCUCAUUAAGACCCAACCUGGUGAAGUGAUUAAGCCUAAUCAAUUCAAGGCCAUAAAUGAUGAAGGAAUGCCCGUGUAUCAAAGGCCAUUCAUGAGGGGUAAACUAUACAUUCACUUCACAGUCGAUUUUCCCGACUCCUUGGCCCCUGACCAGUGCAAGGCACUCGAGGCUGUGCUACCUCCAAGGACCUCAGUCCAGCUGACUGAUAUGGAGCUGGAUGAGUGUGAGGAAACAACUCUAUAUGAUGUUAACUUCGAGGAAGAGAUGCGUAGGAAACAGGCACAAGCUCAAGAGGCGUACGAGGAAGAUGAUGACAUGCAUGGUGGUGCCCAAAGAGUGCAAUGCGCUCAGCAAUGAUUGAACAAAUGCCGGUGGCAGAAAGUGCCAAGUGGAAUGUACGUUUAACAAAAUUAUUUGAAAAUAUUAUUCUCAAUAUUGUUGUUGUUUGCUUAGUCUUUUAUCCUUCUGCUAUAUAUGUUCUGGGAACUGAUAAAACGUAUGGAAAGAUUUAGCUUUGGAAGUUGACCUAUUUGUUUAUGA
Molecule: messenger RNA, 1571 nt
Organism: Hibiscus syriacus
Lineage: Eukaryota; Viridiplantae; Streptophyta; Magnoliopsida; Malvales; Malvaceae
Product: dnaJ protein homolog
Exons: 6
Coding region: 138-1388 (416 amino acids)
Biological process (GO): protein refolding; response to heat
Cellular component (GO): cytosol; cytoplasm
Molecular function (GO): ATP binding; Hsp70 protein binding
Source: RefSeq, a predicted model, not a curated record